GUAGAAUAGUUGGCGUUAUCGCGAGUUUCACAAUCCUUCCCGUGUGUCGAAAAUCGAUGAGUGAUUGGUUUGUCUUCAUUGUCAAGAUUCUUUGGCUCAAUUGACGCUAAAGGGGUUCGUCAUGGCCUUGAAAAGGAGACGGGCGACGUCCCCCUCGAGCAGUGUGAGUGGAGGCGAUUUUGACGAUAGCCAGGCUUCAUCAUUAGUGUCGUCAAGUGGGAGAAAGAGGAGAAGGACCUCAAACUUUCCAACGGUGGAUCCUAUUGCUGUGUGCCACGAACUGUACAACACAGUCAGGGACUACAAGGACGACCAUGGAAGGAUGCUGUGUGAGCUGUUCAUUAGAGCCCCGAAACGAAGGAACCAGCCAGACUAUUACCACGUGGUGUCUCAGCCUAUUGACAUGAUGAAGAUCCAGCAGAAAUUAAAGAUGGAGGAAUAUGACGAUGUGGAGCAACUCACCAGUGACUUUCAGCUCCUGUUUAAUAACGCGAGAACAUAUUAUAAGUCUGACAGUCCUGAGUCUCGGGCAGCUUGCAAACUGUGGGACCUUUACCAACGUACCAAGAAUGAAUUUGUUCAGCCGGUGGAUGACGACGAGGAAGAUGAAGAUGGCUUCGAUGCACAAGACAACCCCAGUGGAUCUACUGAGGACGAGAGCGCACCAACCUGCUUGAGAGAUGCCCUCGAGCAGCUCCUUGAUGCCAUGGUGACAUACGCCGAGCCCUCAGGCCGCCUGGUCAGCGAGCUCUUUCAGAGGAUGCCUUCUAAAGCGCACUAUCCAGACUAUUAUGCUAUCAUCAAGGAACCCAUAGAUCUGAAACUCAUCGCUCAAAAGAUUCAGAUGGGCCACUACAGGAGCAUCUCUUCCAUGGCUAAAGACGUAGAUUUACUGGUAAAAAAUGCCAAAACCUAUAACGAGCCCGGGUCCCAGGUCUUUAAGGAUGCAAUCACCAUUAAAAAAGUUUUUGCACAAAAGAAGUCAGAGAUGGAACAUGGUGAACCAAUCAAGUCCAGCAUUCGUAUCAGGAAUAGACGUUGUGCGCAGGGCGACCGCCUCUCAGCGAUCAGCAUGGCUCUUCAGUAUGAAAGUGACGAGGACGGAAUACUUUCCGGGUCCGUCCACUACGACGAGGGGGAGUCCGAGGCAGAGAGUUUGAACUCCAACAUCGACAUGAGUAACCCCAUCUUCCAGCUGUACGAAGCUGUACGAGGUGCAAGGAACAACCAGGGCCUCCUGAUCUCGGAACCGUUCUUGGAGCUGCCAUCCAGGAAGGACCACCCUGACUACUACCAUCAGAUCUCUCAACCCAUGUGCCUCCAUCAGAUCAAGAACAAGAUGAAGAACAACGAGUACGAGAGCGUCGAGCACGUGGACUCUGACAUAACGCUCGCGUUGGAGAAUGCCAAACGCUACAACGUUCCUCACUCGUCCGUCUACAAGCGUGCGCUGAAACUGCAGCACAUCCAGCAGAUGAAGCGAAAGGAGCUUCUACAGAGAGAUGACGAUGACAGGGACAGCAUGCUUUCCUCCGCCACUUCAGAUAGCAGUAGCACCAAGAGAAAAAGCCAUAAGAAGAAUACAAAGAAAAAUCGAAUGAAAGCCCUAAUACUUGCUGUGACCGAGGCGCGUGAGUCAGGCACUGGCAGGCGAUUGUGUGACCUGUUCAUGGUCAAGCCCUCCAAGAAGGACUACCCUGAUUACUACAAAGUCAUCCUGGAGCCCAUGGACUUGAGGACCAUCGAGCACAACGUUCGCUCGGACAAGUACCCGACUGAAGAUUCCAUGGUGGAGGACAUGAGGCUGAUGUUCCGCAAUGCUCGGCACUACAAUGAGGAGGGCUCGCGGGUCUUUAAUGAUGCCGACAUACUUGAGAAAAUAAUGAAAGAUAGACGCAGGGAUCUCGGACCAGCGACAGAUGACGAUGACAAUGUGUCUUCAAAAAUGAAAAUAAGAAAGACAAACAUCACUGUGAAGAAGUCCAAAUAUCUCACCCCUUUACAACAGAAACUGAAUGAGCUGUACGAAUCUGUCAAGAACUACACAGACAAGCGGGGCCGCCGCCUGAGCACCAUCUUCCUGCGGCUUCCAUCCCGUGCCGAGCUGCCGGAUUACUACAUCGCUAUCAAGAAACCCGUGGACAUGGAGAAGAUCAAGAGCCACAUGUUGGCCAAUAAGUACCAGGACGUAGACGCGCUGGUGGAAGACUUGGUGCUCAUGUUCAACAACGCCUGCACCUACAACGAACCUGAGUCUCUCAUUUAUCGUGAUGCUCUAGUCUUGCACCGGGUGCUCUUAGAGACCAGGCACGCCCUGGAGGGCGGAGAGGACGCCUACGUGCCGGAUGUGCCUCGCCUCAUCCAGGAGCUUAUCCGCAGCCUCUUUGUCUCUGUGCUCGGCCACCAAGAUGACGAGGGAAGGUGUUACAGCGAUUCUCUUGCCGAGAUCCCUGCCGUAGACCCGGCAAACCCUGAGAAGCCCGCACUCAAUUUGGAAAAAAUCAGGAAGAACGUAGACGGAGGAAGCUACAGGAGGCUGGAUGUUUUCCAGGACCACAUGUUUGAAGUGUUGGAGAAAGCCAGACGUCCAAACAGGACAGACUCGGAGAUCUUUGAAGAUGCCGUCGAGCUGCAGCAGUUUUUUAUUAGGAUCCGAGACGAGCUCUGUAAGAACGGGGAGCUUUUGAUGUCGCCUGCCCUGAGCUAUACCGCCAAACAUCUGCAUAACGAUGUGGAAAAGGACAAGAAAGAAAAGCUCCCAAAAGAGGUGGAGGAGGACAAAAUCAAGAGGGAGGAGGAGAAAAUAGAAGCUGAGAGCAGGGAGGAACCUGUCGGAGGAUCGUGGCAAUCAAGCUCCCAGCGCACAUACCAUCAGGACUGCAGCUUUAAGGACAGCAUGUAUCGUGUCGGGGACUACGUCUACGUGGAGCCUGCUGAGCCCAACCUCCAGCCUCACAUUAUUUACAUCGAACGCCUGUGGCAAGACAACACUGGUGAGAAGUGGCUCUAUGGCGGCUGGUUCUACAGGCCGAAUGAGACGUUUCACGUCGCAACGCGAAAGUUCUUGGAGAAGGAAGUUUUUAAGAGCGACUAUUACAACAAAGCCCCCCUCAGCAAGAUUUUAGGCAAAUGUUUGGUCAUGUUUGUCAAGGACUACUUCAAACUUUACCCGGAAGGCUUGAAGGCAGAGGACGUAUACGUGUGCGAGUCUCGCUACUCUGCCAAGUCCAAAUCCUUCAAGAAAAUCAAGCUGUGGACCAUGCCCUUGAGCUCGGUUCGCUUUGUCCCAAGAGAAGUGCCUCUGCCUGUAGUUCGGGUGGCGUCCAUGUUCGCUAUAAAACAAGAAGAGAAACCAACAGAAAUUACAGACGAAACCAAAGUGACCGAAUGUAGCGUCGUCGAUAAGGCGAGGGAAGAUGUUCCACUGGAGAUGCCCAACGGGGAAGCCGGAUGCCAGUACUUUGAGCAGCUCUGCUACAACAACCUGUGGCUGAAAGUGGGAGACUUUGUCUACAUUGGCUCUCAUGGACAAAUGCGCCAUCGAGUGGGCAGGAUUGAGAAAAUGUGGAAGCGAGAUGGAGCUGGCUACUUUUUGGGGCCGAUCUUCAUCCACCCGGAGGAGACGGAGCAUGAGCCCACCAAAAUGUUUUACAAGAAGGAAGUCUUCCUAAGCAAUCUUGAAGAGGCUUUUCCAAUGACCUGCAUCGUAGGGAAGUGUGUGGUGUCAUCCUUCAAAGAGUACUUGUCUUGUCGGCCGACUGAAGUGCCUGAAGAGAAUGUUCUGCUGUGUGAGAGUCGCUACAUCGAAAGUGAGAAGCAAAUGAAGCGAUAUAAAGGCCUCAAGCGCUUUUCGUCAUCCGCAAAGGUGGUGGAAGAUGAAAUCUACUAUUUUAGAAAGCUCAUCAUUCCUCAAAAGGAGCCAUCGCCUCUGCUGGACAGGAAAAUUGAAGAACUGGAGGCUAAGUUUGCUGACAUGACAGACGAGGAGCUGGAGGAGCUUGGCGAUGACGACGGCGAGCUGGACCAUUCUCUGCCUCGGAUGCAUUCCUCCAUGUGCGGUGACAUGGACCUAAUGACCUACACGCCACCUCAGUCAACGGCCAAGUCUCUAAAGGGUCUUUCCAAGAAGGAGGGCUCCAAGCGGAAAAUCAACAUGAGCGGCUACAUCCUGUUCAGCAGCGAGAUGCGAGCCGUCAUUAAAGCCCGGCACCCGGACUUUUCCUUCGGCGAGCUGAGCCGCCUUGUCGGCACAGAGUGGAGGAACCUGGAGGGUUCUAAAAAAGCUGAGUACGAAGAGCGAGCAGCGAAGGUGGCUGAGCAGCAGGAGCAUGACAGGACUCACUAUCAGACGUCCCCUAGAGCAGGCAUUAAUGGUGUGGGGGGUGGAAGCAUGGUGAGUGUGGUAGGUCCUGGACAGCAGGCUUCCCCUCCAUACACGGGACAAGGCCAGAUAGGACAGCCGGCGCUCCAGCAGCCGUCCUCUCCGUUGUUUGUGUCCCCCCCAGCCAAGUCCCAGAGGCUCCUCCACUCUGAGGCGUACCUCAGCUACAUUGAGGGCCUCACCGCUGAGUCGUCUACGGUCGGCAAGUGGGAACAAACACUUUCAGCUAAAAAACAAGACGUGCGCUUGACGAAAGAGCAGGAAGGCAGACUACCAUCCCACUGGCUGACGAGCAAAGGAGCCCACAAGACGAUGGCCCACGCACUUUGGCGCCUGCGUGACUUGAUGCUACAAGACACGCUGAACAUCCGUUACGCACACAACCUGUAGCAUGCUCAUACAAAUCUGAGCCUCUGGUCCCACACCUGUGAGACAAGUACGGGCUUAUGCUCACUAAAAGUGACUACUUUGUGUUCGUAUAAAAACGAAUGUGUGUAUGUUUACAGGUGCGAUGUUUCAUUUAACAUUUCAGAUACGCUGUUCCAAGUGCAAUAUUGUAACAACUAUUACGUGUGUGAUCAAUGCCUUCUGUGUUACAUUUAUUUCAUGUUUACAUUCAAGUGUAUUAAAAAAAUGUUGCCGGUAAAAAAAUUAAGCAUUUUGUACACAGGUCACAGUUGUACAUAUUGUUUGAGCUACUGUGUGGGCGACAUUGGCAAACUCUGGGGGUAUAAUUUCCAGGGCGGCACAAUGAUGACAGGGGAAAAGAGAUUUGUAUUUAUUUGUGCUCAGCGCUCUUUUGUCGCCGUCUACUGGCCGGAUAUUAUGAGGGGCCGUUAGGGACAUUAUUCAGAAUUACCUCUUACAUACACUACUGAAAUGCUCUCACAUAAACAACUGAAAUCUUUUUCUUUUAUACACACUACUGAAACACUCUUAUAAACACUACUGAAAUGCUCUUACAUACACUACUGAAAUGCUCUCACAUAAACAACUGAAAUGUUCUUCUUUUAUACACACUACUGAAACACUCUUAUAAACACUACUGAAAUGCUCUUACAUACACUACUGAAAUGCUCUCACAUAAACAACUGAAAUGUUCUUCUUUUAUACACACUACU
Messenger RNA from Nerophis lumbriciformis (worm pipefish), 5502 nucleotides. Its product is annotated as protein polybromo-1-like. Lineage: Eukaryota; Metazoa; Chordata; Actinopteri; Syngnathiformes; Syngnathidae. Gene Ontology annotation, biological process: transcription elongation by RNA polymerase II; chromatin remodeling. Gene Ontology annotation, cellular component: RSC-type complex; SWI/SNF complex. Gene Ontology annotation, molecular function: chromatin binding; protein binding. The record is from RefSeq and is a predicted model, not a curated record.